Messenger RNA from Boeremia exigua, 1818 nucleotides. Its product is annotated as aminopeptidase I zinc metalloprotease-domain-containing protein. Gene Ontology annotation, molecular function: zinc ion binding; metalloaminopeptidase activity. Gene Ontology annotation, biological process: proteolysis. The record is from RefSeq and is a predicted model, not a curated record. NCBI's taxonomy places the organism in Eukaryota, Fungi, Ascomycota, Dothideomycetes, Pleosporales, Didymellaceae. Gene Ontology annotation, cellular component: fungal-type vacuole. The transcript is spliced from 3 exons. The coding region runs from base 1 to 1818 and encodes 605 amino acids.
AUGACGAAAAACCACCCCUCCCUCCGCAAAGCCGCGUCCAACGCGGACCUCUACGCCGCCCCGUCGCCGCCGCAGCAGCUGCGCCACGCCUCCUCGACGCUCGCGCGCUCGCACACCACGGCCGGGUCGCUGCCGCGCCGCUCGCUGGCCGACUGGGAGCAGAAGCGGCUCCCGAGCGACGGCGGCCGCGCGCGCCAUAGCUAUGCGUCGCCGUACCCGAACCUCGUCGAGCAUGACGACGAGUUCCGGCCCAACAGGCAGAGGCAGAGCCCGCCCCCGGUGCCGCCCAAGAUCCCCGAGGACCCGCCUGCGCCUUACCGCCUGCCCGCCCCCAAGCCGGCCUCGUCGCACCCCUGGCUGCCCGCCCAGCUGCCGCCCGCCCCCGUCCGCGAGAAGGCGCGCGCCGAGCAGUACACCAAGCCCUUCACCGACUUCAUGACGGCCAACCCGACCGUCUUCCACGCCGUCGACGCCGUGGCCCAGGACCUCGAGAAGGACGGGUACAAGAAGCUGUCCGAGCGCGACGCCUGGGACCUGAAGGCCGGCGGCAAGUACUACGUCGACCGCAACGGCACCUCGCUCAUUGCCUUUGCCAUCGGCGACAAGUACGAGGCCGGCAACGGCGCCGCCAUCGUCGCCGGCCACAUCGACGCCCUGACGGCCAAGCUCAAGCCCAUCCCCAAGCUGCGCAACAAGGCGGGCUACCUGCAGCUGGGCGUCGCCCCCUACGCCGGAGCCCUCAGCGACACCUGGUGGGACCGCGACCUGGGCAUUGGCGGACGCGUGCUCGUCAAGGAGCACGGCAAGAUCGUCACCAAGCUCGUCAAGCUCGACUGGCCCAUCGCCCGGAUUCCCACCCUGGCCCCUCACUUCGGCGCUGCUGCGAACGGCCCCUUCAACAAGGAGACGCAAAUGGUGCCCAUCAUCGGCCUGGACAACAGCGACCUCGGAGCUGCUUCCACAGACGAGCCCGAGUGGAAGGCCAGUACUCUUGGCGGCGAGGGUGCCUUUGCCGCCACGCAGCCCGAGAAGCUCGUCAAGGCCAUUUCCUCAGAGCUGGGCAUCACAGAUUACUCGACCAUUGUCAACUGGGAGCUGGAGCUCUUCGACGUCCAGCCCGCCACGACCGGCGGCCUCGAGCGCGAAUUCAUCUUCGCCGGCCGCAUCGACGACAAGCUAUGCUCGUGGGCCGCCAUCCAGGCGCUCCUCAACGCCUCCGCCUCCCUCUCCACUUCCUCACAACUCCGCAUCGUCGCCCUCUUCGACGACGAAGAAGUCGGCUCGCUCCUGCGCCAGGGCGCCCGCGGCAACUUCCUCCCCAUCGUCAUGGAGCGCAUCGUCGAAGACUUCGCCGCCUCCCGCGUGAAAAACACUCUCGCCCGCACCUACGCUAACUCCUUCCUCGUCUCCAGCGACGUCAUCCACGCCGUCAACCCUAAUUUCCUCGGCGCGUACCUCGAGAACCACGCGCCCCGCCUCAAUGUCGGGCCCGCGGUGUCGGCGGACUCGAACGCGCACAUGACCACCGACGCCGUCAGCACCGCGAUCCUGCAGCGCUGCGUCGACGCCGAUGUCGGCUCGCGCGCGCAAGAUCCUAAGUUGCAGGUCUUCCAGAUCCGGAAUGAUAGCCGUAGUGGCGGGACGGUCGGGCCCAUGUUGUCCGCUGCGACGGGCAUUCGUGCCAUCGACUGUGGGAUUCCGCAGCUCAGUAUGCAUUCUAUUCGCGCGACGACGGGGAGUCGGGAUCCGGGGCUCGGGGUGUUUGUGUUUCAGAGCUUUUUGGAGAGGUUUGAGGAGGUGGAUCGGGAGUUUAGGUAG